AUGGCGGAGAAACGCGCGCAUCACAAUGCCCUGGAGAGGAAACGUCGUGAUCAUAUAAAGGACAGCUUCAGCAGUCUUCGUGAAUCUGUGCCAGCGUUACAGGGUGAAAAAGUAGCUAGCAGAGCUCUCAUUCUUAAAAAAGCUGCGGAUUAUAUACAGUUUAUGAGGAGGAAGAACUCUGCUCAUCAACAAGAUAUCGACGACUUAAAAAGACAGAAUUCGUUGUUGGAAGCUCAGAUUCGCACGCUUGAAAAAGCUAAAGCUACGGGCAACUUCGCAGCCGAAUCAAGUGAAGUUUCCCUUGUGAACUGUAAGUCUGAAACUGUAAAUAAUUACACACAAGAAUCUGAAUCUGAUUCUUCAGACUCGGAUACAGCCAACACUACCAGGAGGUCAAAGAAACCAAAAGUGACGGGCGCUGGAUUGUAA
Messenger RNA from Gryllus bimaculatus (two-spotted cricket), 429 nucleotides. The record is from the annotation of a GenBank genome assembly. Lineage: Eukaryota; Metazoa; Arthropoda; Insecta; Orthoptera; Gryllidae.